Messenger RNA from Sinocyclocheilus grahami, 822 nucleotides. RefSeq lists its product as uncharacterized. The record is from RefSeq and is a predicted model, not a curated record. The transcript is spliced from 8 exons. Bases 1 to 822 code for a protein of 273 amino acids. NCBI's taxonomy places the organism in Eukaryota, Metazoa, Chordata, Actinopteri, Cypriniformes, Cyprinidae.
AUGGAUAAUCAAAUGUUAUCGAGGAACCUGGAGAUCCUGUCAGGGAUGAAGUGGAACAUUCGUGGCCUCCUGCUUAUUUUAUCUGCCCUUUUCUGCAUAUCUGUAGGAGAUUCCACAGGUAAUAUCCCUCCAAAGUGUCCUCUGCACUCAAAAUCUGCAGACACAAAAAAUGGAAAUAAGGAGAUGGAUAUGUUCAUACUGGGUUCAUGUGGUUUCAAAGGAUACAUGAAAACAGGUAGUUGCAAUGGUGAUACAUGGGGUAUUUCACAGAACCAAUCAGUGAGCUUACUUCAGUGCGGUUUUAAAGUAUCAUCAGAGAACCUAUUCAAAAUCUCUGUAUUUCCGAUUGUUGAAGAUGCAUUCUGUACAGGAAACACAACACACAGUACAAACACAUCCUGUACAACAUACAGUAGUGACUGUGGUGUAACUUUAUCAAGACACCCACCUUACAAACUCAACAUAAGCAGAAGUGUUAUGCCCACAUUUGUCUGUUUAAUUGAAGGGAAAUGUAGAAAUUACACUUUGACAAACUGGAUUACAAAAGGUUGUAACUGGAGCCACCAAACCCCUAAAUAUUUUGAGAAUGCGGGAUAUGCAUGUAAUAUGACCUGCCUGAAUCCCAGUCAGACGUGUAAGAAUGCACAAUAUGAUUCCAGCUGUAAAGGUAAAGAAGGUAAUAUAAACAGGAUUGUGGUCCAUAAUAAAACUGCAACUUGUUAUAAGUGUGGAAGUCCUCUUCAAGAUACGCCAAAAAUUCAAGCAUCCUCAAAUGAUUUCAAUACUAAUAAAACAGAGAUAGAUGCUGCGGCAGCUGCGUAA